Peromyscus maniculatus bairdii (prairie deer mouse) is the source of this 3136-nucleotide messenger RNA. It is a transcript of the gene Sdr9c7, whose product is annotated as short chain dehydrogenase/reductase family 9C member 7. The record is from RefSeq and is a predicted model, not a curated record. Gene Ontology annotation, molecular function: oxidoreductase activity. Gene Ontology annotation, biological process: steroid metabolic process. Gene Ontology annotation, cellular component: intracellular membrane-bounded organelle. Lineage: Eukaryota; Metazoa; Chordata; Mammalia; Rodentia; Cricetidae.
AUUGGCCUCUGGCUAGCUAUGAAGCUGAGGAUGACCUUUGAACUCCUGAUCCUCCCACUUCUACCUCCCAAGUGCAGAAGAUGACAAACGUGUGCCACCACACCCAGCUGUUCAGAGUCUUCCUACUUUUUUAGAAGUUGAAACUCCUAUCUCCAGCCUCCCCUACGGAGCCGGAGCCGCCUCUGGAGUCAGCGCAGCGGAGUCACGCCCAGGCUGGGAAAAUCCUGAGGUUUUUAUCAUCUCUCCUGAUGGAGACUCACUUACCAUCUCCAAACUAGAUGGUCACCGUGGCACCCGGGAGAGGCAGGAAGGGUGUCACAACUUGGCAGGUUCAGGCUAGGCCAGCCAGGGCUAUUAGUGAGACCUUGUCACAAAACUAAACUAAACUAAACUAAACUAAAUUAAACAACUAAACUAAAUUAAUUAAAGAUCUCAAAGAGCUGAUGCCCUGGAGUUCGUUUCUCCUGGGACUUGGCAGGCUCAAUUCAACUUUUGUUUGCUUUGUAUUAAUGACUCUGUCUUUUUUUUUUCCUUGUCAGAUAAUAAAAAUUAAAUUUGUUGACAUGCCUGAAUGCAUGGUAGAUGGUUUUGAUCCCUAGGCAGGAGGUAAAACAGUGUGGGAUUUCCUUAAGGGAGCCCAGAUCAGAGCCCAGCCCUCCUCUGCCCUCCCAUGCCCCUUCCCAGAAUGCACUUGAACGCACACGACUGAAUUUCCCCGUUUUGGGCUCCCUUCCCUGAAAGGUCAAGGAGAGAGAUGGAAGCAGUCACCAGGCCAGUCAUUCUGUCAGAGGUGACAUACUGCAGGUUGGACCUGAAUUUCUUGCAUCUAAUUGCCAUGCUGAUGCAUCCACCUAUAAAAUUACAGAGCGGCUCAUCCAGGGGCCCUGUAUCUGUUGCAAGUCCGAGAAGCUCUCCCUCCCUGUGGGCUCCGGCAGCUGCCUGCUGGGCUCUGAGGACCAGCUUCUCCUACCAUUUCCUGGGCCCAUCUCUUGGACGACAGCUCCAAUGGCGGCCCUCACAGACUUCGCUUUCAUGUACCGCUGGUUCAAAAAUUGCAACCUGGUUCGAAACCUCUCAGAGAAGUAUGUCUUCAUCACGGGCUGUGACUCUGGCUUUGGGAACCUGUUGGCCAGACAGCUGGUUGAUCGGGGCAUGAGAGUGCUGGCUGCUUGCCUCACUGAGGAGGGGGCCCAGAAACUCCAGCAGGACACCUCUUACCAGCUGCAGACCAUCCUCCUGGAUGUCACCAAGACUGAGAGCAUCAAAGCGGCAGCCCAGUGGGUGAGGGACCAAGUGGGCGAGCAAGGCCUCUGGGCCCUAGUGAACAAUGCUGGUGUGGCCCUGCCCAGUGGUCCCAAUGAGUGGCUGACCAAAGAAGACUUUGUGAAAGUCAUCAAUGUGAACCUGGUGGGACUGAUUGAAGUCACCCUGAACAUGCUGCCUAUGAUCAAGAAGGCCCGGGGCAGGGUGGUCAACAUGUCCAGUUCUGGUGGUCGUGUGGCCGUCAUCGGCGGUGGUUACUGUGUCUCCAAGUUUGGAGUCGAAGCCUUCUCUGAUAGCAUCAGGCGAGAGCUUCACUUCUUUGGGGUGAAGGUCAGCAUAAUUGAGCCAGGGAACUACCGGACGUCCAUCCUGGGUCAGGAAGCGCUGCCGUCUCGGAUGAAGAAGCUGUGGGACCGGCUGCCUCAGGAGACCCGGGACAGCUACGGAGAGGAGUAUUUCCAAGCCUAUACUGAAAAGCUGGAUAACUUGAUGCAGCGGGCGUAUACGAACAUCAGCAAUGUCACCAACAGCAUGGAGCAUGCCAUUGUCUCCAGGAGCCCCCGAAUCCGCUACAACCCUGGCCUGGAUGUCAAGCUUCUCUAUAUCCCCCUGGCUAAGUUGCCUGCCUCUGUGACAGAUUUCAUCCUGAGCCGAUACUUGCCGAGGCCAGCAGACAGUGUUUGAGCUGGGGAGCAGAAGGGGUGGCCAGUGGGGUUCAGAGGAGGGACAAAAGACUGUGGCAUCACAAGAGGCAUUGUUAUAUCUUGUGGGCAUCUGACCCCCACUGCUGGUUUAUGUCUCCCCGCUUCUGCUGGGGCCUCCAGAAACCUGAUGUAGCCCUGGCUGAUUUAGAGAGUUCCAAUGUAGGCCCCAAGACACCUCUCAUCAAGGCAGGUACAAGUGGUCCUGGCCCUGGAAAAGUCAAGGAGAAAAAAAAUGUGGCUUCUGUUGAAUGACAAGCUGUGGCCACCUCUACAAAACACCACCGGAUAUUCUAGCCCACGGGAGAAUCUCGGCCCCCUCCCCACAGAUCUCUGCGCAAGCACUGAUUUGUGCAUAUUCCGAAAUGUGUAAUACAGAAGCCAGAACUGCCAGAGCAUAUCCAGAGAUGCUUUAAGUCAUUUACUUUUCUUUGUGUUUCUCAUCUGUAGAUGACUGGGAUCCAUAUAACACUCACUUCUUUAGUCACCGUUGAUUAAUGUUUCAAGUAUUUAUUAAGUGCAUACCUACCAGGCACUGAGGUUCUGGGGGUACAGGAGGAUGAUGAAAUCAUGAUCUUGGGUUUUUUAUUGUUUAUUUUGUGUUUUAUAGCUAGAAACAGAGAUAGGACAGUGGUAGGAGGGACAGAAAUCAGAAAAUGAAAAUUUGAAGGACCCUCGAGUUACAACGUAAUAGUUCCCAAACUUGGACUCUAUCAUAUUUACUCACUUAAUUAAAAUGCAUAUGGUUGGGGCUGGAGAGAAGGCUCGGAGCCUGGCAGCACUUGUUGCUCCGAGGAUCCUGGUUAGAUCCCCAGUAUCCAUACAGUGUCUCACAACCAUCCAUAAUUCCAGUUCCAGGGGAGCCGAUGCCCUCUUCCGGUCUCCAUAGGUACCAAGCAUGCAUAUAGUGUACGUACAGACAGGCAGACAAAACACCACUACACAUAAAAUAAGAUAAAUAAAUCUAAUAUAUAUAAAACAAAUAUAUUACAUAUAUUAUAUAUAUGUGUGUGUGUGUGUGUGGAAGCUGGGCAUGGUGUCUCAUGCCUAUAAUCCCAAUGCUUAGGGGGGCUGAGACAGCAGGAUUUUUGUGAAUUCAAGGGCAGACUGGAUUACAAAAUAAGACACUGUCUCAAGAAACAAAUAAACCCCAGGGGAAAAAAAAAAAAACA